Conger conger (European conger) is the source of this 419-nucleotide messenger RNA. RefSeq names its product histone H2B-like. The record is from RefSeq and is a predicted model, not a curated record. Gene Ontology annotation, cellular component: nucleosome. Bases 1 to 375 code for a protein of 124 amino acids. The transcript has a single exon. Gene Ontology annotation, molecular function: DNA binding; protein heterodimerization activity; structural constituent of chromatin. NCBI's taxonomy places the organism in Eukaryota, Metazoa, Chordata, Actinopteri, Anguilliformes, Congridae.
AUGCCUGAGCAAGUGAAGACCGCGCCCAAGAAGGGCUCAAAAAAAGCCGCGAGCAAGACUACUGCGAAAGGAGGAAAGAAACGUAGAAAGCCCAGGAAGGAGAGCUACGCUAUCUACGUGUACAAAGUGCUGAAGCAAGUGCAUCCUGACACUGGUAUCUCUUCCAAAGCCAUGGGCAUCAUGAACUCGUUUGUGAACGAUAUUUUUGAGCGUAUUGCUGGUGAGUCUUCCCGUUUGGCUCACUACAACAAGCGUUCUACCAUCAGCUCAAGGGAGAUCCAGACUGCAGUGCGUCUUCUGCUGCCCGGCGAGUUGGCCAAACACGCAGUGUCUGAGGGCACCAAGGCUGUCACGAAGUACACCAGCUCCAAGUAAACCUGUAAAAUGAUGUGUUACACAAAGGCUCUUUUAAGAGCCAC